Molecule: messenger RNA, 4075 nt
Organism: Helianthus annuus (common sunflower)
Lineage: Eukaryota; Viridiplantae; Streptophyta; Magnoliopsida; Asterales; Asteraceae
Exons: 6
Coding region: 826-3678 (950 amino acids)
Source: RefSeq, a predicted model, not a curated record
AAUUUGUAUCCGGCACCGGUAAUACCGGUAUAACCGGCGCGGGUAUUUACCGAUUUUUAAAACAAUGCCGUCAUCUCCACCCAGAGGUUUCUCCGAUAAACAAACCACCAAAUGGGGGAAUAUUCCGGCAAAUCGAAGAAGAAGAAGCGUCGGUACUCGGAAGAUUCAACCUCAUCUUCAUCUCCAUCAUCAUCUUCUUCAAUUUCCUCUUCAGAAACCGACGACGAAUCUUCCUCGAAGCGGCACAAAAGCAGCCGGAAGCAUCGCCGGAGGCGGAGCAGCGAGAGGGGGAGUUCGAGGAGAGAGAAGCAGAAGAGGAGAGAGAAGCGGAAGAAAAAGAAGAGAGAGAAAGAUAGAAAGAGAGGCAGCAGUAACCGGAGAUCAAAACCUAGGGUUUCGGAUUCUGAUUCAGAGGAGGAGAAGGAGUAUGGAUUGAAUGAUGGUGGUAGUGAUCCUGUAGAUGUGGUGAAAUUCAUAUUGGAGGAGUUUCCUGCUGUAGCUGAUGAUUUGGAGCAGCUUCUGCGCAUGAUUGACGAUGGACAAGCAGUUGAUAUAUCUGGUUUAUCUGAGAAGUCAUUAGUAAAAUAUCUUUAAAAGCUGUUCUUGUCCUUGAGCCUCAACGAAAAGGGUAACUUAGUCUUUUUGUUGCCUUCUGGUGUUCCUCCCACUUUAGAGGUCGUUGGGUCUGUUAUAUCUAAAUCAAAAUCUCAAGGUCCAAGUAUUAACGAUAAUCAUGAACCACCUAAUAAUUUACAUACUGAACAACCAAAUGAGGAAUGUAAACUUGAUGAUGGUGGCUCUAAUCCUACAUACACACAAGAUGACAUGCCAGCUCCUAAGAAGAGGGUUAUUGGACCUGCCAUGCCAUUUGCUGAAUUGCUUGCUGCAGCAGCUAAGUUAACCGAAGCAGAGGCUGAGUUAAGGGAAGCUGAAAUUGGUGAAGAUGAUGAACAGCUAUUUAUUGAACCUCCACCUCCUGCUGCAGUCAAUGAGGCUGCAUCUGCAAAUGACGCAGAGCGUCUUGAGGAGGUCACGAGAAUUAUAGGGGCAGAGAUCGAUAGCCCAUACGAUGUCGUUGGAAUCAAUAGGAAUAUGGCAGCUGACAGCAUUAAGAAAAGAAUGGCAAAGCAAAUUGCAUGGGAUAAAACGAGAAAACACAACCAACCAACAACCCUGGUGCCAGCUGCAAAGGAUUUUGAAGAUGUUAUGGAUUGGUUGGAAAGAAGCAAAAUCAGUUUCGCGGUGCAAGCAAAUCCCGUAAUCUACAACAUUCAUAUAGAAGAAUUCUGGAGAACGGCAAAGGUGAAAACAGUUGAUAAAGUCAAAAUGAUCACAGCGACCGUUCGAAACAAAGAAGUAAUUGUUACGGAAGAUAGAAUACGAACUGUUCUGAGCCUCGGAGAUAAUCAUAAGGAUCCAAUGCGACUUUCAAAAGAGGAUAUUCUCGAAGGUUUCAGAGGAAUGAAGUACGUGGGAGAUUUUCAAGUAAAGAAUGAAAUCAAGAGAAAUAGGCUAACACAAGAUUGGCGGUUUAUCUUUCAUGUGUUUGCAAUGAGCAUGGGGCACAGAAAAGGUGGUUAUGACGGUUUAAACUUAGAAUGGUCUGCUGCGAUGCUUAAUCUCUGCACUAAACAACCGUUCAACAUUUCAGGAUUAAUCUUUUACUGUAUGGUCGAUAAUGCAAACAGAAUGACUUGGGCAAUGUAUCCUCGUUUCGUCCAGCUGCUGAUAAACGAUCAACAUCCACAGCUCCCUCACGAUGGAAAUGUGUAUAAAUUUCAGCUGCCAACUGGAAGACAAAUUACAGAAUUAAAAACCAAUGAAUGGGUGAUGCUUCAUCAUUGGAUGUACAGGGAAGAGAGACUCCCACUGGUCAAGGCAGCGUAUAAAAAGUAUCGUGACGGUGUGACAGAAGCUAGAGAGAAACUGGAUGAAGAAGAGGAUGAAGCCGAAGAAGAACCCCAACUUGUUAGAAAAUGUAAAGAUAAAGGAAAACAAGCAGAUCAAGAGGGGGAAUCAAAGAAGAAGAAGAAAGAUACGCCAAAUCCCGAGAGGGUAAUGGCUGAUAGCAUUUGUGCUGGAUCAACAAGAGAACACAUCGAAAGAUUACAAGCUAUUCAUGUUGUGCAGGAACCUGAGAAAAGAGAAAGAAGGUUGAAAAGACGAGAAAUGACGGAGUUUGAAACUCCGGUUGUGGUGACGACUGAGGAAGAACAGUUGGAUGCAUUUGUUGAAGAUAUAUUGGUUGAUCCACAUGAAACGACACCGAGCAAAUCUCCGUCCAAAAAGAGAAAAACUUGGGAGGGAUCAUCGAAGGAUUCUCCGGUAAAACAAACUCCUAUCACUCAACCACCACCGCGUCAAGCUCCAAGAAGGUCACGUCCUUUUCAAGAUUUGUAUGAUCGUUUGUCCAAAGACACCGGGGCGGGCCCUACUAAAGAAAUAUGCAUUCUUAAACAUCAAGUCAAUGAUACGAACGUGUUGAGGGAGAAGUUAAAACAACAAAGGAAGAAGAAUAAAGAGCUUCAUGCGUUCGUAACUGAACAAACACGAUUUAUCAGAUUCCAGCAGGAUGGAAUGACGAAAAUGUACGAGAUGAUUAAAGAGUUAUACUCCAAAGCAGAAAUGGAGCCAAGAUUUUCAUCUGAAGAUCUUUUCAGAUUCGAUAAGUUCAAGGAGGAAGAAGAGAAACGUAAGGCCGAAAACGCUGAAAGAAAGGAAAGAAGACUUGAAUCGACUGUGAAUGUCAAUGAAGACGAUGAAAGUGAGGAGGAAGAAGUGGACAAAGAUGAAAUGCCGGCACGGUUCGUAGAGUGGGGUUUGGAAGACGAAGUGAUGUACGAGACGGACGGGGGCGAGGAAGUUGCCCCUCAACAUCCCGAGUGGUUUAAGAAAGAACGUGAAAAGCUUUCCGAUUUUUACCAAAUGGUAACUGUGGAGAAAACAGAAGCUACUGAUAAAAUCAUCAGCUGGAAGUACUGCGACAUGAAAGGGAUGUUCAUUGUGAAACGUCGAGGUGGUGUGAUUCAACAUUUCAAGACAGGUCUCCAUAUGCAAAGCUUGCCAAGAUGGGAUAUCCGUGAAAUAGGAAGACUUGACAUGAUUAAUCCUACUCAUAGCAACAUUGGUGCUGACUUUGAGAGAUUGAUACUUCGCGAAUGCGUGCGUGGAUUCACCAUCUUCAAGCCUCGACGUCCACGAAGAAGGGUUUCCAAGACUACCAAGGAUCCCAUCACAGGAAAGGGCAAGGUUACGUGGGUUAUAGAUCCUGCCAAAGUGGUGACAAAAGUCAAAAUCCCUCCCGAACAUCCAGUGAUGCUCACCAACUUUAAGAAGUGGUUUUAUGACGGUAAAACUGGUGAAGCUGUCAUCCGAUCAACCUCAAAUGAAGACAUUCGUAUCCUCGAUCCAAUGGAUGUUUUUAUGUUCUGCUUGUCUGAUCUCAACAUUCUAUAUGGGCACACAAUUCAUGUUGGAGCUGGAAACGAGUAUAAAGAGGAAGGCAUGUUAUUCCAGCGUGCCGUAGAACGAGCCAGGGAGAGGAAAAUAGAGAUGAUCGAGAUUCUGAAUAGAACCGAGAAGAUGAAAGAGCGAGACGAGGCCAAGAAAAAGAAAAACAAAGACAAGAAACAACGAAAGUCUCCUGCUCAACAAAAAGGACCCGUCAUCCAAACCUGAGGUGCAAGAAACUCAGCCUCCGACUUCAUCCACAUAUGAAGUCACAAUGGAGGAUCAACCAAAGUCUAGUGAAGCUGAUGUUAACCAAACUCCACCGCAACAGACCGUUGAAGAAACUGCAACAACUCCUGAAACCGAAGCCAAAGAAUGAAGAACGCUCAAGUACGCAACGGUCUAGGGGGGAUAUUGUUAGACCAUUUGAGACCGUUGGUACUUGUGUUUAUUAGGUUUAGGUUUACUUUGUAAUAGUUAGAAAGCUAUAGGGACUAAAUGCACAAUUAUUGUAAAACUAACCUCAAGGCUAGUUUUACUAUAAUUGCAAAUAUGAAUCCUAUGAAACCCUUAUGUCCAAGGUUCUUGGACAAGGCAUUUUGUGUUCAUCUUUGUGUUGUGCUCU